Armigeres subalbatus is the source of this 4309-nucleotide messenger RNA. RefSeq names its product programmed cell death protein 4 (gene Pdcd4). Lineage: Eukaryota; Metazoa; Arthropoda; Insecta; Diptera; Culicidae. Gene Ontology annotation, biological process: negative regulation of DNA-templated transcription. Bases 981 to 2411 code for a protein of 476 amino acids. Gene Ontology annotation, cellular component: cytosol; nucleus. The record is from RefSeq and is a predicted model, not a curated record. The transcript is spliced from 5 exons.
AGCAUAUCCUUUCCCGUGUCUGGUUCGCUUCGAUUUCAAUCCAUCGGCAACAGUCGAGCGAGUUGGACGUCUUUUUGUGAUCCGUGUUGAUAACCCCCCGUGUGUGGAAUUGGAGUGUUUUUAUCAAAAUCAAGUGCAGUGACCAAUCAUCAUCAUCGUCGCCGCCAGCGGAUCGCCGUGUUUUGCUCUCCGAAAUCGUGCGUGUGUUUUGACGCGUUGUGCUCCCGCACAGUCGGGUUGUCGACGGUUUACGGCUUCUCGUGUUUGCUUUUCUGCGUGCAGUAUCUCCUCCGCUGAAUAUUUUUAUUCACAUUGAAUUCGGCCGAUAUCUGUCGCUCUGUCUCUGUUGCUCACCCGUACGGGAGUGCCAGUCGGUUGGCGAGAGAAGGAAAACGCGUGUGUGAAAUUACGCAGUAGGCAGUAUUUUUUUUUACGAAAAUCUAUCAGCCAGACGGACGGAGAUUCUCGAAUCGGACGGUGAAAAAGGUGGAACGUUUCUGACUUUCGGUUGGUGAUUUUGAAACUUUGGUGUAAAGUGCGGAGAUUAGGGUUGAAUUGCGUAAAACCGGUGUUUAGGACAAGGAAAAAGUUCUGGAGCGAUUACCGUGGGAGAAUUAGUUGAUAGCGAUAAGGCAAAUUAAGGAUUAGAUUUUGGGAAGAUUCGAUUCUAACGCUAUUUGGCAGCCGGCCUUAGCUGAGAAUUCAAGGCCGGAGGACAUUUUGUUUUGUGCAUAUUGAAUAAAGAAAAAAGCCUGUCGGUACUUUGGAGAGAAGAAAACAUUGGGUUUAGUGUCCCCAAGUGAAUGUGAAAAGCCGAAAGGGAUCGAAAACGGAACGCGGCGGGACCAGAAUCAUCCGAAAAUAGCCUGAAAAAUAGUGCAGUUGGGUGUCGGAGGAAUCUUCCCGGUGUGCGUGAGUGAGAAAAUCCCCCUCAGACGUUUCUACGUUCCGACAUUGUUUUUAACCGGACCGCCAACACCAUGGAUAUCGAGAAACCUCUGAACGGAAACCACGCCGUUGCAAACGGUGUCCGAGAGAAAAACGGACACCACAAUGAGGACUCGAUGAGUCCGGUCGGGAGCCCUCAGGGGGCAACCGCCAGCGUUGGCUCACCCGGCAGCAAUGGUCUCAUGAAAAAGCCCCUCCCCGUGCUGGACGAGCGGCUUAAGAAGCGGGUACGCAAACUGUCCCGCUCCAACAGCAAGGACGGCGUGCUGGGAGUCGCCGGAACGCCCAACUUCGUCGCUCCGCACAGAAAAUGGAAGAACAGUCGACGAUCGCGCAACGGUUACGGCCGUGGUCUACCAAAGAAGGGCGGAGCCGGGGGCAAGGGUGUCUGGGGUAAACCCGGCUCGGAAAUCUAUCAGGAAGUGGACGAGGACGACCAGAACGAUCCCAACUUCGACCUGGAUGCGUACAACAGUCACCACAACUUCGAGCUCAAGGAGGUCGUCCUGGAGCUAACGGACGAAGAGUUCCAGAAAAAGGUCGAACCCAUCUUCCUGGAGUAUUACGAGCACGGGGACACCCACGAGGUGGCCGAAAGCCUAGACGAGUUCAUCACCGGCGAACGACGACCGCUGCUCUCCAAGAUUGCCGUCGAGAUGGCCUUCGAGCACAAACAGUCCCAGCGGGAGAUGACCUCGGUGUUGAUCUCCGACCUGUACGGACGCACAGUCACCAGCAAAGAUAUUUGCGCAGGUUUCGACAUGCUGCUGGACAACAUGACGGACCUGAUCCUGGACACACCGGAAGCGCCGCACAUCCUCGGCAACUUCAUUGCCCGUGCCGUCGCGGACGAUUGCGUCCCACCAAAGUACGCUUACGAUAUCGACCGGGAGGGGCUGUGCCCGCAAGCCCGGGAGGCCCUGAUCCGGGCGUGUUCGCUGCUGUCGCAGCACCAGGGCUGGGGCCACCUGGAUGACGUGUGGGGCGUCGGCGGCGCUCUGCGACCCGUCCAAACCCUGACCCGGCAGAUGGCCAUCCUGCUGAAGGAGUACCUGCUGUCGCGUGAUCUCGAGGAAGCGCAACGCUCAAUCAAGGAGCUCGAGGUGAUUCACUUCCACCAUGAGCUGAUUUACGAGGCCAUCGUAAUGACGCUGGAAGCCCUCAAUGAGCAAACGGAGGAAGCCAUCUGUAUGCUCUUCCAAUCGCUGGACAACACCUGCAUCGUCAGCCCGGACCAGAUGGAGCAGGGCUUCCGCCGGGUCUACGACGAUAUGGCCGACAUCGUGCUGGACAUUCCGCUUGCUUAUUCGAUCCUGGAUCGAUUCGUACAGCGCUGCCAGCGGGCCGGGUUCCUCAGCGAUGCCGUCAUCAAGGAUUUGCCCUCGAGAGGCCGCAAGCGGUUCGUCUCCGAGGGUGACGGUGGCCGCAUCAAGCCAGUCAAUUUGCUUGCCCGCGACUUUUAAGGUGACUGCGUGCGCGCACAUGAAGCGCCAUCUGCAUCGAGGGGGUCGCACCCGUGAAGCGUAUCGGAUCGAGAGAACGGGACACACUCACGCUGCCUGCCACCCCUCUUUUGUUUUGGAGAUGAAGAAGAAAAAAUGGAAAAAAAAUCGAGGCAGCAAUGAUCCAUUUUGUUUGAGCAUAUUUGGAAGCGGAGUCCGGUGAACCUCUUCGAAGCAAUUGAAAAAAAAGUGAUUGAAGUUUGCUAAUAUUGCCGCCAAUCAAAGUCGAGCGGAUUGAAAUUUUCUGCGAAACAAAACUGAAAGUCAACCUUAUCUAUACUGUUAAUCUAUACACACCAUCUACAUAAGGAUUUACACAUUUCACAAAAACCGAUCGCAUCCUACUAUUGUAUUUUGAUAUGAAGCAUUAGAAGAGACCGAGUGAGAUUUGAAACAACUCAAACUAUCUACCUGUCGUGAGGAGGAAAGGGUGGCGUCGGUAUCGACGGCAGCUACGUGGAAAUAGAGAAGGCGCCGAUUCCGACGUAGAGAAACUCUUCCUUUGUUUAGCAGCUAAGGCAAAGACAAACAUUUACACGUGCGAUCAGUAGCAACUUAGCCAUUAGCUACUUAUACUACGAGAUGAAAAGCGAAAUUUUCGAGGAACAAGAUCAGUCAAGCAAUCGCAGGAAACGGAAGUAAGGGGUAAGUGGAAAACAUAUGAUAUGAGAAUGAUAAUGGUAGCAGAUUCAAGCAUAUAAGCAAGCUAAAUUAGAAAAUUAAGCUUACAUUAAAAACACAUAGAAACAAUCUUAUAAUAUGGAACAAUAUGAAAAAAAUAUUCAAAACAAAAUGUAUAACUAACAAAAUUAACGAUUACUCGGUGGGAUAAAGCACAUUUAUUCACUUGAUAUUUGUUUAACAAGAAUUACUUUUUUUUCUUUUUGGAAUAAAUGUGACACUAAAAUAUAAAACUCUAAUAUAAAAACUUCAUCAAAGUAGACCCACGCAGCAGACAAGUAGGCAAAAUUCAAACAACUUAACACAAUUUUAGAUCAUUUUAGAUCCAAUAACAUUUGUCUGUUUGUUCCUCAUUCUCUGCGUUCGUAAGUUUUAGACUACAAUAUUGGAUUCAAAGUUAGUGAAGGAAAAUAACACUUUUUUUUAGCACGUAGGAUACGUUCCACACCCCAAGAAAAUUUGUUUCAGUGUAGAAUUGCAUUUUUUGGCUUGUUCCGGCAUAUUUGAUCGUUUGUAUUAGCGCAUAGUCAUUUUGAGAUCGCAUCACGUCAUGCAGAAACUAUCUAAAUCACCUUUGUUCGGAAUGAUAAAUUGAUUCGAGGUCAUUGAAUUCGGAAUAAUAAUAGAGAGCAAACAAAAAUACACAUGGAAAAAUGCUACCUGAACUUUUACUCGAUUGAUGAUGAAGCGGAAAAAUUGCACGAAAAAGAAAAGCUCGAAACUGAGACAAAACGCUAGUUUGUAAAUUGUAGAAUCACUUUAUUGAUUGUUUCGGUUUGUCUUGGUUUCGUUGCAAGUAUCUGAGGAAUGGUGGUCCCUUCCUUACUAUUAGUAAGCCUUUCGGAUAGCAAAACCUGGAACUUGUCCCCCUCCCUGUUGUCUAGUGGAAGAUACUUGAAAUCGAAAAAGAAAGUUCGAUCAGGAUGGGAAAAAUAGGAGUCGAAACGAUGCACAGGAAGGAAGGAUAAUGUAAUGUAAAAGAAGAAAGAUCGUCGUAAGUGUUAAUUCUUAUAACUUGAAGGAAGGAUAACAGUUGCAUAUAAACAUUAAGAAUUAUGAUAUAUCGUACUGAAGGUAAAUUUAAAAACAAAGAAAUCAGUGACAUAAUAUAGAUAUUGGUUCCCGACAGGUUAUAGGGAACUGCAUGAAGCAAAAACAAAAACAUGCAAAACAUUGAA